CUUCCUGUUAGCGCUGAAAGGAAGGACAUGUUGAAGUCUGGCCCUUGGAACAAGAGGGAUUCGAGGGUCGGAAUAGCCGACGAGAGACGAUACACGAUGAAUGGUGUGACUAUGUUUAAACCGUCGUCAAGUAAACACAGCAUUCGCCGUCUGAAAUGAGUGAUUCGUGUUCCAACGUAGGCGGAAGAAAGCUUUUUAAUUUCAGGACAAUGGAUUUUACUUUGGCGAGGAUAUUGUUGGCGUUCCUUCUCUUCAGGGAGCUUGAAAUGGGUAUAGGGUCUUUCUCCCAGUCCUAUGGGAAAUUGAAUGGAGAUGUCUUGUUGCCCUGCACCUUUCCAGUUGCAGCCAGCCUCAAUCUGCACAACCUGGUUAUCACAUGGCAGCGGACAGACACUCUCACUGUGGUUUACAGCUUCUACUCUGGAUUGGACCAUCCAGAGCAUCAGGAUGCACAGUUCAGAGGCCGCACUCAGCUGUUUCACUCAGAAUUCCUCAAAGGGAAUGUGAGCCUAAAAUUGGAAAGCAUGACAUUAUUCGACGUGGGUAACUACACCUGCUUUGUAUUUGAAGAAGAAGGGACUGAAUACACUGAGACCAUUGUGGAAUUAAGAUUAAAUGAUACAUCACGGAUUAAUGGAAUAGAUGCCGCUGGUCCCGCUUCAGAAAGACAACAUUAUGGAUCUCCACCUGCAGUAGUGUUUGUUUUAAUCACAGCUGCAAUUUUACUUUUCCAAAUCAAAUCCAAGAAGCAACAAGAUCUUGAAAAGAUCCAUUUACUGGGAGACGAUAUAAAAGCUGUGAUACAGGAUUACAAAGAAUACAUCAUGAGAGACCAAGCACGUUCAUGUUGCACAGUGAUGCGAAAGAGAUUCAUGAACAACAAUUCAUUUGCCGGAUCCAUUAAUACCAUCGCUGUAAAGAAACAGGACCCAGGCAGUGACCUUAUCACAGCAGGGGUGUUGAAUAUUGCAAAAGAAAUGGAAGUUUCAGAACUGCUGUCUUUACUUCAGAAGGAUAAGUCAUCGAAGAGAAUCCUGCUGGUAGGUGAUACAGGAGUUGGGAAAAGUUGGGCUGUGGACAGCAUGGAGCAAGACUGGGCAUCUCAUCCAAGCCAUGGGUUGUAUUGUGUCAUUGUUCUCAAGUUCUCUGACUUAAAUCAGGUUAGAGGAAAGACCACUCUCCGGGAGCUUCUGAAGAAGCAGUGCCAGCCUUUGUCAUCAGUCCUAACGCAGGUCCUCCAAAACCCUCAAGAUGUGCUGAUCAUUUUGGAUGGACUUGACGAAUUUGGCUUUCAGCUUCAAUGCAAUUCUUUGGGUUGUGAUUUGAACCUAGACAGCGUGGCUGAAGUAAGUGUUCUUGUUUCCAAACUUAUAUCCAAGCAUCUCCUUCGAGACGCAAAGGUGCUGGUUACCUCCCGAUGGAAUGCAAAGCAGUUAGAAGUUAACAAGAAGCAUUUUGAUCAGCAUUUUAUUAUCACUGGCUUUUCCAGUGAUAGGUUGAAAAGGUAUUGUGAUAUGUUUUAUGCGGAAAAGGAGAAGGCAGCAAUAAUGUACCAGCACAUUACGGAGAAUGAGACCAUCAAAUGCCUGGCUUCUAAUCCCCUCAACAGCUACAUUCUGUGCACCAUUUUGGACAGAUGUUUCCACUGUUAUGAAAUAAAGUCAGAUUCAUUAAUGACAAACAGUAAGGUUUUUAAAUUGCUGCUUUACUGUAUGAUUAACUGUAAAGCCAAUGAUAUUGAUGAGACUGACCUGGAGUAUGAAUUGUUUAUGGACACCAUCCUAAAGGUAGGGCAACUGUCCUUCAACACCCUGCUUUCAGCCAAAGUUGAAAUGAAUGCAGUUGAUCUGAAAGCCUACAGAAUAGAGCAAUCUCUGCUUUCAAAGUACCUCUCAAAUUUUGUUCUGGAAAAGAAAUAUAAUGAUGAAGGUUCUUUUGAGUUCCAUCACGUGGUGCUGAAAGAACAAUUUGCGGCUUUGUAUUGUGCAACCUUACUGGAUAAGGAUCCUGUAGAGCUGGUCAAAUGUCUGGAUCUUUGGUGCUUUGGGAAGAGGCCACAAAAUCAAUUGAGUCAAUUUUAUCUGCAAUCAUUCCGCCCUGAACACACCGAAAAGCUGUACAAUUUUACCAGGUUUCUCAUGGGUUCCUUAACAGCAGGAAGAGAAGGCAAGUUGUGGAAUUAUACAGUUCCUCUCACUCCUUCUACAGCCAGAGCUCUCAGGACAUGGUUUAAAACCAACCUUGAGCAGGAUAUUAACAAGGCAGAAUUGCUGAAUUUAAUGCAUUGUCUAUUUGAAUUGCAAGAUCUGGAUGUCACAGCUGAUGUGUCUCCAUACAUAAAGAGUAUAGAUUUUUUCAAUAUGUCUUUGAGCCCCCUGGACGUGUCUGCUUUACAUUACUGCCUGAAACACUCUGCAGUGGAAAAGUUGGAUCUGAGACUCUGUAACCUCGGUGAUGAAGGGAUAAAGCAGCUGACGGAUGUGCUUUUCAAAUGCAAAACACUUUUGAUAAGCUCCAACAAACUGACCGAGGAGUCAGCAGAGAUUUUGAGUGGUAUCCUUCAAAACCCAGAAUGCAGAAUAGAGACGCUAUCGUGUGGUACAAACUGUUUUGGUUCCGCAGGAGCUCGGUCUUUGUGGAAAGCUCUGGCAGGGAACAAUAGUCUCAAAGUCCUUCGUUUGUAUGACAAUGGGAUUACAGACGAUGGCAUAGAGGACAUGAUCCAGUACCUGAGACUGAACACAACUCUCCAGAAACUCUUUAUAUGUGCAAACAACUUCAGUGAUGUUGCACAGAGAAACAUUGCACAGGUGGAGUCAUGUUGUGGGCUGCAAGUCAUCACUAAAAUCAAAGAUGAUGAAGAGCUCUUACAACGAGUUGAAACGCAGGUCGAAGAACUGCUCUCUUCCUGUCCAAAGUAUGACAAGGAAUGGCUUCAGAAAAUACUGAGAACGAUUUUAAAAGACCUGGAGGAUGAGAGCUGCAUACCUGACCAAAGGACCCGUGCUAAGGUUGGAAAGAUAAAAGCAAAUAUCAACAAGCUUCUUCAGAAGAGCAAGAAUGCAGCAGAUAAUGAUCCAAGCCAUGAAAGAAGGGUGCAGUUCCUGACCACUUCGUCACUUUCUUUGCAGGAUAUCGUAUAAUCACCAUUGUUUUUUUCCUGUGUUACAUGCUCAAGGAGAUCUGUUUUUUUUGUGAGAAUGAUGUAAUGGUCUUUUGGAGGUCACCUGAUGUGAUUUUCCCGCCGAUGUGAGGUCAUGUGAUGACAUGUGCCCCUUGACUAUAUAAGGGUCGACUCAGGUGACACAGUUGGUUUUUGAGUUUGUAGAUUUCCAGGUAGAACGUGUUGUGCCUCCGUUUCUGUUGCGUGUUUGUUUUUGUGACGCAGUUUCAUUUUUAAAACAGUAAUUUUCAAACGUACUUUUUGUAGUUUUCUUGGCUAGUCUAUGCUAAUAUUUCAUUUUCUUGUUUAAUUAUAUGGUCUGUUGUAGGUUAACGGUUUUCUUUAUAUGUACCUGUUUUUUCUUUGUAUUAUAUCGUUUUCGUUUUAAUCGGUGUACUUUUUUUUAUUCCUUUACUGUUUUAUAACUUUAGCUGAUCUUUUUAUAUAUAUACUUUCUUUUAGUGAGCGUCUAUCGGAAGUCAUGGGGGUAGUUCUAGUGCUCGCUUCUUUCUGGCUGGUCUA
This is a messenger RNA of Mobula hypostoma (lesser devil ray), 3685 nucleotides long. Its product is annotated as NACHT, LRR and PYD domains-containing protein 1 homolog. Gene Ontology annotation, cellular component: cytoplasm. The record is from RefSeq and is a predicted model, not a curated record. NCBI's taxonomy places the organism in Eukaryota, Metazoa, Chordata, Chondrichthyes, Myliobatiformes, Myliobatidae. The transcript has 9 exons. Gene Ontology annotation, molecular function: protein binding. Bases 156 to 3143 code for a protein of 995 amino acids.